Molecule: messenger RNA, 1608 nt
Organism: Glarea lozoyensis ATCC 20868
Lineage: Eukaryota; Fungi; Ascomycota; Leotiomycetes; Helotiales; Helotiaceae
Exons: 4
Coding region: 1-1608 (535 amino acids)
Source: RefSeq, a predicted model, not a curated record
AUGCCACCAAGACGACAAAGAGAACCCGACUCAGAUGACGAACUCAACACCAAUCGCCAACCAGGUUGGCGGACAGGUAGGCUGCACGCGCCGGAGCCCGAAUAUCAUCACGAUCCACGCCUGAGCCAACAGGAGAGGCAAUGGAUGGACACAACGAUCAAUGUGGAGAUAACCCUGAUCCGCAGAAUCAUGGACCUCUACGGCCAUGAUGUCUACCUAUCCGACUUCCUCCCAAGGGGCGUCCUUCCAUCCUACAGAUGUGUCCUGGAUCGAUCCAACCAACCUGAGGGAUAUUUCACGGCUUUCAUAGACCUCGUCUGCUGCGACAAGGCAUUCAACAGACACCCGGAGCUUGUGUCUUUAGCCGUCGAGUAUUCGGUACGCCAACGAUUUAUCAAAUUGGGGAUUCAACAACCAGACGAGAUGGCAGACCUGGAUACUCGAUGCCGUGCGGCACUUCAAAGGGGAGAGAGGGGAUGCGCAAAGAGUUCGUGUGUGACUGCUGCCGAUUUACAGGCAAUAAUCAAAGUCUGGGACAAGGUAGCAGCGAAAAAGAAUCUUCGAUCAAUGGCGGAAUAUAGGCGCCAAAUUGGGAUGAGUAUGACCGAACUGAGGAAUUAUAACCUUGGACAGUUUGUGGUGGUCGGUGUUGGGUUAACUAUCCACGACGCGAAGAAGAAUAAGGAAAGGGGGAUUAUACGAGAUAGAGGUAGAGAGCCAACUGCAGCAUCUAGACCCAACACCCCACAACCCCGAUCAAUUUCCCCAGGAUCAGCUCCAGGGCCAGUUACGCAACCUCGAUCAAACAGCCCGGAAAGAAGUCCACGAGUUCGAUCAAGUUCUCCAGAAUUGGGUCUACAACAUAGGCCGAACACCCCACAACCCCGAUCAACCAAUUCUCCAGAACCAUUCGAAGAAGUCCCACAUUCUUCACCUCAAGGACAAGAGCAAAUCGUCAUGCCAGCCAUGGAUGCUUGGGAGGAUUGGGAUGAGUUUGAACAAGAUCCAAUGGCUGAACUCAUCAAACUGAGACAAGACAAAUCCAAAGCAGAAGCAGAAAUUGUCAGUCUGAAUGAACAGAUCGAGGCUGUGGAAGCCAAACAUGAUAAAAACAUCAAUGAGAUCGAAGCUAAACUCGCCUCUGUGACUGCUGAAAAGGAUGUUUUCGAAAAAGAACUCGCAGACUGUCGACGUGAGAUCAAGAGCCUCCUCCCAGUGCCAAUUGGACCAAUCGAGAAGAGAAGAAAAAUUUCGCCAACCGCGGUUGACGUUCUGGCGUCGGACAAGUGGCAGACAACGAUCAACGAACAAGCGAAUCUCUUGAGGUUAUUCAUCCCAUUUGAUGGUUUAAGUGUAAGGUCUCUAAAUAUCAAUCUAAAUGACAUCUUCAAGCCAGGGUUAUCGUGGGCCAACUUUCAAAGGUACCACGAAAAGUACCCUGCGAACAGGAAACUGAACUUCAAAUGUCUUCGAUCCAUUCUCAAAAACGGCCCAAACGUUCCGGAUUGUGGGGUCGCAGAGUGUGAGACUUGCGGAUAUGAAUGUGUUCAGGUCAAGACGGAGGAUGGUGUGAUUUGGACGCGGAUAGUCAGGAGGAAUUUGGCUUAA